Molecule: messenger RNA, 1692 nt
Organism: Trametes versicolor FP-101664 SS1
Lineage: Eukaryota; Fungi; Basidiomycota; Agaricomycetes; Polyporales; Polyporaceae
Exons: 5
Coding region: 1-1692 (563 amino acids)
Molecular function (GO): oxidoreductase activity
Source: RefSeq, a predicted model, not a curated record
AUGUGCCACCUCCGUAUCGGAAAGCUUCGAGCAUACGAAGAAAGCGAAGUCAAGCACAUCCGACAUUCGGAAGAUACCCGCGCUCUCCGACCGGGUGACAUUAUCCAGACUUUUGACCACAUUUGCGAAUGGGACGAAGACUGCGUGUCUUUCGACGUGUGCGAAAGCUGGCGGGGUCUUGGUGACGCCUUGUGCGACGAUGCUCUGCGGCAUGUGUUCAGCGGUCCGUCGUCGAGCGUAGGAAAAGACCUGCUCAAGACUUUACAAGAACAGGCCUCAGCUAGAAGCGGCACACCCAACGCGGCGCAUGACUUUCUAGAUGACAUAAGUCAGGCCCCGCCUGCGGGAAUUCUGGCAUCUAAGGAGGAGAUAGUUCUGGCCCAGAAUUUCUUUCUCGACAACUCCAUUCAGAUCAUGCAAGCGCUUUUGCAUUACAGCCUUGCUGGAGGCUUCGCGAGCCCACGCAUCGUCCGAACGCUGGAAGCCGUCUCAUAUCUGGUCCCUCACGUGAACCACGACAAAGGCGGACAAUCUUCCUCAGACCUAUUGGCAGAUGUCCUGUCCAACAUCACCAAGGCGUCCACAGAUAGGACCUUUGCACGGCUCUCGGAAACGAUGCAAUUCAUUCUGGACGUCAUGGGCUGCACAGCGUCCGCAAUUCCCACUCACCCCGCCCCAGAAGACGAUCCCCAUGAAAUUCAUAGACAUGCGGACCAGAAGGAUACACAUUCGAACAUAGAUGCUUUGGCGUACCUCAUGCCCGGUGGUGAAGGUUGGCGGUCUACCGUGAGGGUACGACUUCUACACGGCAUAGCCCGCUGGCGGGUAGAAGAACGCUGGUCAAGAGAAGGCAACGCGCAACCUGGUGUUCCUAUAAGCCAAGAAGACAUGGCAGCGACGCUCGCUGCAUUCUCGACCGUCCCCAUAUGGUCCCUCCACCGCCUCGGCCUCCCGCCCUCCCCCGCCGAAGCCAGCGCAUACCUCGCGCUCUGGCGGCACGUCGGCUACUACCUCGGCGUCUCACCCCAAAUCCUCCUCCGCCACUUCCGCGCCACCCAAACCGCCGACAAGUUCCUCGCGACCGCCGCGCUCCACCUCUUCUCCGACCCCACCUCCACCUCCGCCUCGUCCCCCUCGCCCCUCCGCGGCCCAACCAUCCCCAUCCUCGUCGCCGUCUCGAACCGCGCCCCCCUCCACACCUCCCUCUCCUACAACAUCGCGCUCACGACACACCUCCUCGGGCCCUCCCUCUCCUUACACCUCGGCCUGCCGCCCACCCCUCUGAGCGCGCGCCUCCGCAUGCACGCGUUCCUCCUCCUGCAGCGCGUGCCGCACGUGUUCGCGCGCUGGUACCCGCGCGCGGGCUGGCGCGAGAAGCGCAGGGACGUGCUGCGCGAGGGCAUGGUGCGCAGUGUAAGGUGGAAUAUGGGGCAGCGAAGGACGGCGUUUCGUCCGCGGACGAUGGUGAGGGAUGUUGGGGAGGACGGGGACGGGCAGGAUGGUGGCGCGGGUGGGGAGCUGGCUCCGGGUGUUGUGGAGGCGGAGGGUAUUCAGCGGGACCCGGUGCGGGCUAAGGUGCUCGGGAGGAUGUGGUCGGAGGUGUGGAAAGAGAUGGUCGCUGUAUGCGUCGCUGUUGGCGUUGUGGCCGUUGUCGUAUAUCUUACAUUUGGCAUGGUAGUAGCGAGAGGAUAG